AUGAAAGAUCACAUCAAAACCUCAAGCUGGUGUGACCUCGGAGUGUCCAUCGGCGUUGGCGGCGGGAAAGGGCUCCUGGGCGUGCUUAUGAUCUGCUACGGCAUUGGCUUAGUCGGCCGGACAAAUUCACGAGGACAGUUGAACAACGCGGCCGGCCUCAUGGGCAUUGCGCUCGGAACGGUCUGGUGCCUGUCAUGGUCUUCGGGCGUCGUCAUCUGGGAGGGCGAGGUCGGUGCUACCUACGUGGGCAUCAUGUGGGGUGUGCCCAUCGUGCUGGCGGCGGUGGUGGCGGCGUCCCGGUGCUUCGUCGUCUACCGCGUUCGCACCAAGGACGAGCAAGAGCUGCCGGUCUCCGGCGCAUGA
This is a messenger RNA of Ectocarpus sp. CCAP 1310/34, 363 nucleotides long. The record is from the annotation of a GenBank genome assembly. NCBI's taxonomy places the organism in Eukaryota, Phaeophyceae, Ectocarpales, Ectocarpaceae.